This is a messenger RNA of Magnolia sinica, 1391 nucleotides long. RefSeq names its product oxoglutarate-dependent flavonoid 7-O-demethylase 1-like. Bases 27 to 1124 code for a protein of 365 amino acids. The transcript is spliced from 4 exons. Lineage: Eukaryota; Viridiplantae; Streptophyta; Magnoliopsida; Magnoliales; Magnoliaceae. The record is from RefSeq and is a predicted model, not a curated record.
GUGUGUGUUUUUCAGGAGGAAUAGCUAUGGAGUCGUCAAAAUUUAGCUUUGGAACAUCUCUUAAAGUGCCAAACGUUCAGGAGUUGGCGAAAGAGCAAAAGAUCACUGUCCCAGCUCGUUACGUGCGUCCUGAUCAAGACCCUACAAUUACUGUCGAUCCAAUUAUAUCGCUGUUGGAGAUUCCUAUCAUUGAUAUGGAGAAGCUGCUUCUCGGAGAAUCCGUGGCCUUUGAAUUGGAGAGAUUGCAUUCUGCUUGCAAAGACUGGGGAUUUUUUCAGUUGGUAAAUCAUGGAGUUAGCCCUACCUUAAUAGAGAAAAUGGAGUUGGAGAUUCAAGAAUUCUUUAAGUUACCUUUGGAAGAGAAAAAGAAAUACUGUCAGACGGAAGGAGAAGUUGAGGGAUAUGGGCAGGCUUUCGUUGUAUCAGAAAACCAGAAACUUGAUUGGGGUGACAUGUUCUUCUUGACGACCCUCCCACCUCAUUUAAGGAAGCCCCAUCUUUUUGACGAGCUUCCCCCAUCCUUCAGAGAGACAUUGGGUGCCUAUGCAAUGGAGUUGCAAAAGCUGGCUAUGGCCAUAUUGGGAUUCAUGGCUAGAGCUCUUGGGAUGAAGGCAGAGGAGAUGAAAGAACUGUUUGAAGAAGGUCUCCAGUCAAUUAGGACAAAUUACUACCCAACAUGCCCUCAACCAGAAUCGGUAAUUGGCCUUUCACCUCACUCAGAUGCUUCGGGCCUUACCAUUCUUCGUCAAGUCAGUGAAAUCGAAGGCCUUCAGAUCAAGAAAGAUGGGAUGUGGAUUCCUGUUAAGCCACUCCCUAAUUCCUUUACAAUCAACAUUGGAGACGUUUUGGAGAUAGUUAGCAAUGGCAUGUACCGUAGCAUCGAGCACAGGGCAACAGUAAACUCGAUGCAUGAGAGGCUGUCGAUAGCUGCAUUCCACAAUCCCAAAUUAACAGGAGAGAUCGGCCCUGCUCCCAGUUUGAUCAGCCCACAAACCCCACCACAGUUCAGACGUGUUAGUGUGGAAAAGUACUUGAAGGAACUCUUUACUAGGAAACUCGAAGGCAAGGCGUAUGUUGACUACUUGAGGAUAGACUCUGGAGAAGGCAAUGCUAGUAGUAACUGAGGGUAUUACCUAUACAUAAAAUCGCCAGAUGCAAUACAAACAAUGCACAUUUAAGUUCACCUAGAUGAACUUGAAUGCACUUGGAUGGGCUUGAACUUAAUGCUCUUGGCACGUUACGCUUAAGGUAUAAAGCUUUGUAUUGGAUCUGUGCUCUCCAUAGAUCAGGCAAUAAACAACGUGUUAUGUCAUAAAUAAAUAUUGCUUAUAUGUUGUUAUCAGGUGUUUUAUUGAAGCUCUGAUGAGUUAAUGUACCUCAUAUUUCAUUUA